GCGGCGGAGCUCCUCCUGGACGGAUGUGUUCUCUUCAGGGGUCGUAAAGUUGUCAACUCCAUCUGAAAACGUCCAUCACCGAGCGGACUCCCGAGAAAAAGCGCCGAAAGUCCCUCCGUGAGAAGAGAGCAACAGUGGGAGGCAUCCGAGGAGCGUAAAGAAAAGGAGGGGGGAUGGUGGUCCCGUACGAAGGCCAGUCCUUCUCUGCUCUGAAGAGGAGCUGCCAACAGAAUGGAAGCCUGUUUGAAGACCCUCUGUUCCCGGCGUCGGACCAGUCUCUGUUCUACCAGAAUAAUCAAAUUGGCCGAGUCACCUGGAAGAGACCCAAGGAGUUGAGCAGCGACCCCCAUCUGUUCGUGGAUGGCAUCAGUGCCCACGACUUGCAUCAAGGCCAGCUGGGAAACUGCUGGUUUGUGGCCGCUUGUUCCAGCCUGGCGUCCAGAGAAGCACUGUGGCAAAAGGUGAUCCCAGACUGGAAGGAUCAGGAGUGGGACAAAGAUAAACCCGAGUCCUACGCCGGGAUCUUCCACUUCCGGUUCUGGCGGUUCGGCGAGUGGGAGGACGUGGUGAUCGACGACCGGCUCCCGACGGUGAACGGAGAGCUCGUCUACUGCCACUCCAACGACAGGAACGAGUUCUGGAGCGCUUUGGUGGAGAAGGCCUACGCCAAGGUGUGCGGCUGCUACGAAGGUCUGGACGGGGGCAACACGGCCGACGCGCUCGUGAAUUUCACCGGAGGCGUUUCUGAACCAAUGGACCUGACGGAGAACGGCUUCAAAGAUGACGAGGAGAAACGGAACGAGCUGUUUGAGAGAGUCCUGAAAGUCCACGACCGAGGAGGCCUCAUCAGCUGCUCCAUCCGGGCGCUCACUGCAGCGGACAUGGAGGCCAAACUGACCUGCGGUCUGGUGAAGGGACAUGCGUACGCCGUGACAGACGUCCGCAGAGUCCGGCUCGGCCACGGCCUGUUGGCCUUCUUCAAAUCAGACAAACUCAACAUGAUCCGGAUGAGGAACCCCUGGGGGGAGAGAGAGUGGAACGGACCCUGGAGUGACAGCUCUGAGGAGUGGAAGAAGGUCAGUAAGAGUGAGCGGGAGAGGAUGGGCGUCACGGUGCAGGAUGAUGGGGAGUUCUGGAUGACUUUCGAUGACUUCAUUGCAAACUUCACAGACAUCAUCCUCUGCCGUCUCAUCAACACGUCCUACAUGAGUCUCCACAAGACCUGGGAGGAGGCCGUGAUGCGGGGCUCCUGGCGUCGCCAUGACGACCCGCUCCUCAACCGGGCCGGCGGGUGCACCAACAACAAGAGCUCCUUCCUCCAGAACCCGCAGUACGUGUUUGACGUGAAGAAGCCGAAGGACGAGGUUCUGAUCUGUCUGCAGCAGAAAGACCGCCGAGCCACUCUGAGAGAAGGCCGAGGAGAAAACCUGGCGAUUGGCUUCGACAUCCACAGAGUGGAGCUGAACAGGACUUACCGGAUGCACGUCACCCAGCAGAAGGUUGGAGGAAGCGUCUACAUCAACUCCAGGUCUGUGUUCCUGCGCAUCGACCUGACUGAGGGGCGCUAUGUCAUCAUACCCACGACCUUUGACCCUGGCCUGGAGGGAGAGUUCCUGCUCCGCGUCUUCACAGACGUUCUCUCCGACUGCAAGGAGCUGACGCUGCACGAGCCUCCUCAGACCUGCUGGUCCGGGUUGUGUGGUUACCCCUCUCUGGUCACUCAGGUCCACGUGCUGCAGGCCAACGGCCUCGCAGGGCAGGACUCCAGUGGAGCCUCAGAUCCUUACGUGAUCAUUCGCUGCGAAGGAGCGAAGGUUCGCUCUGCGGUCCAUAAAAGCACCUGCAGCCCCGUCUUCAACACCAAAGGACUCUUCUACAGGAAGAAAGCCAACCGGCCAAUCAACAUCGAGAUCUACAACCACAACGUGCUCGCCGACUCCUUCCUGGGUCAGGUGACGCUGCCCGCCGAGCAGGGCAAAAUCCAGAAGACGCUCCACCUGAAAGACAAGGGCGAUCGCCGUGACGACGACCUCCCCGGGACCAUCACUUUGACCAUCGAGACCAGUUCAGUGCUGACCAGCAUCUGACGUUACCGCAUGUUUACCAGACCGCAGCGGUUCUGUUUGAGAUCGUUUACAACCCUAAACAGAAAUGAGUAUAAAUCCAAAAAAACACACAGAUGUUCCAGAACACCUGCUCCAGGUGUGUCCAAAUACUCUGAAAGUACUUUGUUUGCUCCUAAACGUUGUUUA
Messenger RNA from Nematolebias whitei (Rio pearlfish), 2252 nucleotides. It is a transcript of the gene capn5a, whose product is annotated as calpain 5a. Bases 174 to 2087 code for a protein of 637 amino acids. Gene Ontology annotation, cellular component: cytoplasm. Gene Ontology annotation, molecular function: calcium-dependent cysteine-type endopeptidase activity. Gene Ontology annotation, biological process: proteolysis. Lineage: Eukaryota; Metazoa; Chordata; Actinopteri; Cyprinodontiformes; Rivulidae. The transcript has 13 exons. The record is from RefSeq and is a predicted model, not a curated record.